AUGUCUUCUCCUGGGAUCAAACCACGGGAGCAUGUGGACAUGAUGUACAUCUCCAUUGAGACAGCUAUUGCCCUGGCCUCCGUGCUGGGAAACGUCCUGGUGGUGCUGGCGGUGUGUGUGAACCGGGCUCUCCGCAACACCACCUUCAGCUUCAUCGUGUCUCUGGCUGUGGCUGAUAUCGCCGUGGGAGUUUUGGUCAUCCCUCUGGCAAUCAUCAUCAGUCUUGGAUUUAGCACUCAGUUCUACACCUGUCUCAUCCUCUCCUGCUUGUUGCUGAUCAUCACUCAGAGUUCCAUCCUCUCGCUGUUGGCUAUCGCCAUUGACAGAUAUCUACGAGUCAAGAUACCAACCAGAUACAGCCUCAUAGUGACCCAAGGGAGGGCAUACGUGGCAGUGUGCCUGUGUUGGAUCCUCUCCUUUCUCAGUGGAUUGGUACCAAUGAUUGGCUGGAAUAACCGUGAUGCCAUCAGAAACCUCAGCAGUUCCAGUGAGAUUGUCUGCGAGUUCACCAACGUCAUCAGGAUGGACUACAUGGUGUAUUUUAAUUUCUUUGGCUGGGUGGUGGUACCACUGACCAUAAUGAUCAUUCUGUAUGCGGAGAUCUUCCGAGUGAUCCGGCAGCAGCUUAACCGCCGUGCUCAGGCCACAUGUGACGGAGAGAGGUAUUACCGGAAGGAGCUAAAGCUGGCCAAGUCACUGGCAUUGGUGGUCUUCCUUUUUCUUCUGUGUUGGCUGCCAAUACACAUCAUGAACUGCAUCGUCUUCUUUAGUCCAGAGUGGGGCAUGCCCAAGUUUGCCAUGUAUACAGGGAUUUUCAUGUCCCAUGUGAACUCAGCCCUGAACCCGAUGGUUUAUGCUUUCAGGAUAAAACGGUUCCGUCUCACACUGAUCCAAAUUUUCCGCCGUUGCAUGUUAUGUAAACCUGCACAGCCGACUGCAUGCCCCACCAGCACUCCAGGCCUGACCGAGAAAGAAGACGUAAAACUGUAAGGACAAGGACGACGUUAUGAUUUUUUAAAACCUGUUGUCAAUGAGAGUUUUUUGGUGACAAUUGGAGUAUUAUAUGAACCACUGGGAUAAUAGAUUAAAUACACAGGGAAUCAGUUACUUUCAGUGAAUGGCAAAAAUGUUAAUUUGUGACUUAGUUACUUAUAUUUAAAUCACAGUGACUUGCUUGAGUAGAAAAAAAUAAGGCACCGCAAUCUGCUUUACUUAAUUUUAAUUCAGGUUAGACUUGACAAAAAAAAUAAAUAAAAAAAUAAAGUUGAACAGUCUGGGAAUUGAUGGAGUUAAGGAUGAACUUGCUCAUGAAUACAUGCAAGCCAUUUAGUUAACAUAGUCAAAUUGGGUAAAACAAGCAUUCAAACCAUUUUGGAACAAGACAAAACUCUCAAGGAAAUAAACCUAUAAUUAUCUUCAAAUAACAAACACACUGACAACUGAUGUUUAGAAAGUCAUGAAAGAAAAACUGUGAGAGGUUGUAUCAAGGAAGCAAGUUUCUUCACAUUGCGAGGUUGAACAAAUCCCCAGACCCACACAUUAUAAUCGGUCACAUAUGUUCCACUUUUUGUAAACUCUCACUUUACGAACCGUAGUUGCUGAUGCAUGAUAACUGUCAUCCAUCCAGUCAUCAACUUUUAUGGGAAUGGGUUACAAAAGCAACGGACGGGGAAAGAUCCACAACUUCCAGCUCAACAGCCAUCUCCAGCAGCUCUUCUAGAGAAAUACUAAAGCAUUCCCCAACCAGUUGAGUGAUCAUCUCUUUGGUGCGUCAUGGGCUUGCCUGAAGCCUUCUCCCAGUGGAACAUUACCCGAUAUCCAAUCGCAUCCCCUGGGAGAACACAUUCGGACUAUUUUUGUGUCCACAACAUUAUUUGCUUUAUACCACUGUUUAAAACAAAGGGAAUUUCUCCUAAAUGGAUGGACCAUUUUAAAACAUUUUGUCUCAUGCCUUUUCUACAAAUCAACAUCUCUAUAUUUCACCAUUUACUUUUAAAAGAAUAUGUUUUUUUCCCUUUAAAAUACUACAUGUAGAAAUGACUAUUGUUUGAAACAGUACUUUGGGGAAAAAUGUAAUGAAAGCUUGCUGUUUAUGCUAGAAGCAAACUCAUACUCACUGAUGUCAUCAUGAUUAAUGCUUUUAGUUGCAUUCAUGUCUGUCCAAAUACCAUGGUAAUCCAUCAGGGAUUUGUUUAGAUCAAUCUGAACCAGCUGAUGGACUGAGUGAAAACGAAAUUAGAUUUGUCAUGAAGGAUCCAUUCAAGAAUCAUAACUUCCAAUGUCCGCAGGUCACAUAAAUAAAAGGAGAGGAGUCAAAAUGAUACGAUUUAUGAGACUACGGUUGAUAGAACAUUCGCUGUGAGCUCUUUGUAUAACAGAAACCACUCAAUACGGAGAGAAAUAAAAAAGUCCUGCUUUGACUGCAAAUUAACAGUAAAGUCACUUCCUUAAAUGAAGCAGAACUCUGGCAGGAGCGAAGCAAUUGAAGCCCAAGUCGUUAUCGCUGGAAGCAGAGAUCUCUUCAGCUAAUUCAGCUGGUUGAGGCCAUAUUUCAGAGGCUGGGGCAGUGAAGUGAAAGGCUUGGGAGCAUUUGAGUAAAUUACCCUCAGAGCAUUAUACUGAGGUGAUUUAUUCCAAGUCUAAAGCUAAAGCUUCUGCAUCAGCUCUGCUUUGUCAUCAGUUUGACUUCUGCUUAAUUUCAGCCAAAGGUUCUUCAAUA
Molecule: messenger RNA, 2719 nt
Organism: Menidia menidia (Atlantic silverside)
Lineage: Eukaryota; Metazoa; Chordata; Actinopteri; Atheriniformes; Atherinopsidae
Source: the annotation of a GenBank genome assembly